ACCAGGGUUAGUUUGCUUAACCCGGAUCUACGCGCUGAGUUAAAGAUGGUGCCGAGGGGGGAAAGAGACCGCUGUGAGAAGAGAGAGAAGGCGAAGAAUAGUUACAGAUUCAGAGAGCAAGACGAAAGAAGAAGGACGGCGACGCAGGAAAACUCGCGAGGGUUUUUGUGAGUCGACUCGGACGAUUCUCUCCCCUUCCGCCCCCAAGCCUUUCGCCUCUCGCGCCGUCCGUUAAGCCUCCGUGAUUCUCAGUCAAAUUUCAAGGAGGCGCGCGCGCUAAGGAUUUCGUCUCGUUGUUUUGACGGCCGUGCUCGCUUCGGUUGAUGGCUCUUCCAGAUCUUGUAUUCUGAUUCUUUACUUUUUUUAGGAGGACGACAUUGAAUUUUCACUGAAUGUAGCAUUGAGCUCCAGUGUAGAUUCUUCGGCCUCCUGUUCGUUCCUCAAGGUCUUUUUGCUCACGGAAUCUUGGUGGGUUCUGGAAGUCCUUAUCUUAUGAUCGUCUUGGAAUCGAGUUUUCUAUUCAUUCUGUCAUCAGCCGCUUUGGAGCUCGGCAACGUUUUGGCUCUCUUCUACCGCCGCCUCUCUUGCCGGCCUCCUAAACUGUCACUUCCGUCUGCGUAAUGUCUCGUAAGCUGGACAGCCCUGUACAGACCCAGAUGCCAGCGGCACUAUUUAGCAAUCCGCUCAGUGGGGAGUACCAUGGAAGCAAGAGAACGGAAGGGAAGCAGCACACUGGUAGGAGGCGAGUUUUUGUGCAAACUGAAAGUGGAUGUGUCUUGGGGAUGGAUUUGGAUCGCAGCGAUAGUGUCCAUACUGUGAAGAGAAGAUUGCAGAUUGCUCUCAAUGUUCCAACUGAUGAAAGCUCGUUGACUUUUGGGGAUGUGGUGUUGAAGAAUGAUCUGAGUGCGGUUAGGAAUGAUUCCCCUCUUCUUCUCACCAGGAACCUUAUGCAUAGAAGUUCAUCAACUCCAUGUCUCUCACCUACUGGAAGGGAUCUGCAGCAGAGAGAUCGGAGUGGUCCUAUAGAGACAUUAGGGAACUCAGAUCGGUUUGCUAGGACAAAACAAGUGGUCAAGGAUAUGGUGAAGGCCAUCAAGAUGGGGGUUGAUCCAAUUCCUGUUCAUAGCGGGCUUGGAGGUGCAUACUAUUUCAGGAACAGCAGAGGUGAGUGUGUUUCGAUAGUGAAGCCAACUGAUGAAGAACCUUUUGCGCCUAACAACCCAAAAGGUUUUGUCGGUAAAGCUCUUGGGCAACCAGGUUUGAAGCGCUCGGUGCGAGUUGGGGAGACUGGAUUCAGAGAAGUCGCAGCUUUCCUGCUUGACAAAGAUCACUUUGCCAAUGUGCCUCCCACUGCCUUGGUCAAGAUCACUCACUCUAUCUUUAACAUAAACGAUGGGGUGAACGGGAAUAAGACUCCUCAGAAGAAGCUGGUUAGCAAGAUUGCAUCUUGCCAGCAAUUCAUCCAACAUGACUUUGAUGCGAGUGAUCACGGGACAUCCAGCUUCCCCGUAACUUCUGUGCAUCGUAUAGGGAUAUUAGACAUUAGGAUUUUUAACACAGACAGGCAUGCAGGGAACCUUUUAGUUAGGAAACUGGAUGGUGUCGGGAUGUUUGGUCAAGUGGAGCUCAUUCCAAUUGACCAUGGCCUUUGUUUGCCAGAAACUUUGGAGGACCCCUACUUUGAGUGGAUUCAUUGGCCUCAGGCUUCCAUUCCAUUCACAGAUGACGAGCUUGAGUACAUAGAAAAACUUGAUCCACUUGAGGAUUGUGAGAUGUUGCGCAGGGAGCUUCCCAUGAUGCGAGAGGCUUGUCUCAGGGUUUUGGUUCUUUGCACCAUUUUCCUGAAGGAGUCUGCUGCAUAUGGUCUCUGUCUUGCUGAAAUAGGUGAGAUGAUGACUAGGGAAUUUCGCAGUGGCGAGGAGGAACCUAGUGAACUUGAGAUAAUUUGUAUGGAGGCGAGGAGGAUGUUGGCAGAGAGGGAGGAGGUGCUGUCUCCCAAGGCUGAUUCGGGAGAUCAGGAGUUCCUGUUUGACAUAGACUGUGAGGACGCGGAGGAAGACUACACCUCCAAAUUUGCAGCAGAUGAUUAUCUGAACAGGUCAUCAUCCUUUCCAUUUGCAAAUGGGAGUGGGCAUGGCCGCUCGCUUCUCUCUAAACUUGAAGAAAGCAUCGAGGAGGAAGAGGACAGUGAAGUGGAAGAACAAGAGGCAUUGGCAUAUAUGCCAACUCCAGAAAAGGUCCCAAGCGUUUCAAAACUUUCUAUGUCGCUGAAGAAUACAGUUUUGGGAGAGAAGAGCCACCUGAAGUAUAAGGGUUCCAAACCAGAAAAUGGGUACAUGGCGAAUACAUCAUUGGGGCACAGGAGUGCAAACGAGCAGCUUCCUGCAAGCAUGAGCUUUGUGAAGCUGGCUGACAUGAGCGAGGAUGAGUGGACCUUGUUUCUGGAGAAGUUUCAAGAUCUGCUGUACCCGGCAUUUGCCAAACGCAAAUCUGUUACCCUAGGUCAGAGGCAGAGACAGAGGCUCGGCACUUCGUGCCAGUUUUGAGACUGAGGCAGCAACGCUCGCUGCGUGGUGUGUUAGACGUGACUGAAGACCUAUAAGAUUAGUAGGGUUUGUGGUGGGAGUGCGAGGAUUUGUUCCCUUCGUUAAGAUUAGAUUUGGGUUUACGGGUUUUCCCAUAUCGGAAGGCGUUUGUAGUGACGAGUGAGUGUAGGAGGAAACCUGCCGCCGUAAAUAUUCUUGGCAAUCAGCUGAGCGAGAGGAGCUGAGAGUAGAAUUGGUUGUGUUUCUUUGUCUUUUGGCUUUUGAUUUUUUGAUUUCGUUUUCUUUAACUCCUUGAUGACGUUGUUGGAUAAAUAAUUUGUAGAAUGAAAUCAAGAAAAAGAGGGAUCAUGUAAAUUGUGGCUUUGUUUCAAGCUACGUGUAUUUUCAUUUGCCUUUUAUGUAUUUAGAAAGGUUUCCUUUUUAUAUGAUUUCGGUCUGAUAAAAGCAUCUGAAUUCUGAA
Messenger RNA from Malus domestica (apple), 3006 nucleotides. Its product is annotated as phosphatidylinositol 4-kinase gamma 7-like. The record is from RefSeq and is a predicted model, not a curated record. Gene Ontology annotation, molecular function: protein binding. NCBI's taxonomy places the organism in Eukaryota, Viridiplantae, Streptophyta, Magnoliopsida, Rosales, Rosaceae.